AUGUUAUUCACAGCAAAAAGAUGUGUCACCAGCGGCCUUUGUAUCUCCAAACAAUUCAACCAUAAUACCCUUAUGCUAAAGCAACACCUUCGAGAUGUGAUGCCAUCCCCGUUAUCAGGAAAUUUAUUGGUGAACAAAAUAAAUAAUAAUAGUAAUAAAACUCUAGUGAUGCGAGAUGCUUCUAAAGGAGAAAUUAAGAAAAAUGCUCAAGAUGCAGGUGACGCACAAUCAAAGCUAAAACUGCCAAAUGAUACAAUAAGACAACAUCUCAAAGAUGAGGUGGUCUCGACACUAUCAGGAAACAUAUUCAUGAAUGCAGAUGGAGAACAGGCUAAUAGAAGUGCUCAAGCAGAUAGUAACAUUAUGGUAAAAGCAGACAAAAACAACAUGGCGAACUACUUUUGCCUACAUGUUCCUGAUUUAUUCCAGACCAAAGCUUCUACAGUAAAAAUACAUGAACAUUUUAAAAGGGAGAUGAUUUCCCAAUUUGCAAAUAACAUAUUGAUGAAUAGACAAAGUGGCCAGAAAACUACCACACCAAUAAAAGGAGGGCUUUGUGGAAAAGAGACCAAAAUAAAGCUUCAGGAGUAUAACGUCAUACUGAGCCCUCCAGAUAGCUUAAAAGGAUUAAAGUGUGCAGAAACUGGAAAGAACAAGCAAAAUUUCCAAACAAAUGCUGUACCGCCAUUGUCAGGGAAAAUUUGUGUAGCAAUGCAGGUACGAUUCCAAGUAAGUACUGAGAUGCAUAAUGAAGGUAAAAAAUGUAAAAUCAUUCCGAAAUGCAACCAACCCAACAGCAGCUUCAAUAUUCCUAAAAUAAGUGCAUCUAGCGCGUGUAACAAACCCACACUUUAUAACAACCAGUGUAAACCUAAGACUAAGUAA
Arctia plantaginis is the source of this 885-nucleotide messenger RNA. Lineage: Eukaryota; Metazoa; Arthropoda; Insecta; Lepidoptera; Erebidae. The record is from the annotation of a GenBank genome assembly.